Molecule: messenger RNA, 1708 nt
Organism: Bacillus rossius redtenbacheri
Lineage: Eukaryota; Metazoa; Arthropoda; Insecta; Phasmatodea; Bacillidae
Gene: Mdh1
Product: malate dehydrogenase, cytoplasmic
Exons: 5
Coding region: 110-1108 (332 amino acids)
Biological process (GO): tricarboxylic acid cycle; oxaloacetate metabolic process; malate metabolic process
Cellular component (GO): mitochondrion; cytosol
Molecular function (GO): L-malate dehydrogenase (NAD+) activity
Source: RefSeq, a predicted model, not a curated record
CCUGUAAACCUAAGGAUCUUUUUUCUUUCAGCAGUUGGUUAACUUAAUCCUUUUUAGCAUUUGACAUUGAAGAAACUCGCUGACGAAUUGUCGAGUCGAUUGGUUAAAAAUGGCCAGCCCGAUAAGAGUGGUCGUCACUGGAGCCGCCGGCCAGAUUGCCUACUCGCUCAUCUACCAGAUAGCCAAGGGCGACGUGUUCGGGGCGGACCAGCCCCUGGUGCUGUUGCUCCUGGACAUCCCGCCCAUGAUGGGCGUGCUGGAGGGGGUCGUGAUGGAGAUACACGACUGCGCGCUGCCUCUGGUCGCAGGAGUCGUCCCGACCGACGACCCCGCGGUGGCCUUCAAAGACGUCGACGCGGCGUUCCUGGUGGGGUCCAUGCCGAGGAAGCAAGGCAUGGAGCGCAAAGACCUCCUCUCCGCCAACGUGAAGAUAUUUAAAGUUCAGGGCGAGGCGCUGGACAAGCACGCCAAGAAGAACGUGAAGGUGCUGGUGGUGGGCAACCCGGCCAACACCAACGCCCUGAUCUGCUCCAAGUACGCCCCGUCCAUCCCGCGCGGGAACUUCACGGCCAUGACGCGGCUGGACCAGAACCGCGGCCGGGCCCAGGUCGCGGCCCGCCUGGGCGUUGCCGUGGGGAAGGUGCGGAACGUGAUCAUCUGGGGCAACCACUCGGCCACGCAGGUGCCGGACGUCGGCAGCGCCACGGUGGAGGUGGGCGGCAAGGCUGUCCCCGUGCGAGACGCCGUCAAGGACGACGCCUGGCUGCUCGGCGAGUUCAUCACGACCAUCCAGAAGCGCGGCGCGGCGGUGAUCGCGGCCCGCAAGAUGUCGUCGGCCAUGUCGGCGGCCAAGGCGGCCGGCGACCACAUGCACGACCUCUGGCAGGGCACGGCCCCGGGAGAGUUCGUGUCCAUGGGCGUCGUCUCGGACGGCUCCUACGGCGCCCCCAAGGACAUCGUCUUCUCCUUCCCGGUCACCAUCCAGAACAAGGAGUGGAAGAUUGUGCAGGGCCUGAGCGUGGACGACAAGCUGAAGCCGCUGCUCGAGGCGACGGGCAGCGAGCUGCUGGAGGAGAAGGCGGAGGCGCUGGCCGUGUGCAAGCACUGACUGGUCGCGCCCUCGGCCAUGGUCCGGUCCCACGUGUAGUCGCCGGUACAUCCUCCCAGUACAGUCGUAGCCGUAGAGGUUUGUACCCGCACACUCACACUCUUCAAGUGACGCCAUGGUUAGAGGGCACGCAGCUGCAAGUUGAGCUAGUCGGGUUGGCAACUAUGCACUUUUUUGGUUCAGAGGGGGCGGAUGGUUCUAAUUGCAUGCGGGCUUCAUUCAUAUAUUUCACCUUUGAAAGUUGAUACAGGGUUUUUGUGUGUGUGUCCGGGUGUUCACAUUCUGGAAAGUAUGGGAAAUUGUAUUUGUUCUGGGAAAUUUUAUUACAAAUUUGUGUGGCCAACCUGUGUUCAUAAUGCUUUAUUAAUUACUGCACAUGACUGAUUCUUGGGAAAAUUAAAUGCCUCAGUCUUGAAUAGUGUUGGGGAAAUUGAGUAGCGAAUUGUUGGUGGCUAGCUCGUUCUCUAUACUAUGUUGUCAAAUGAAGGUGCAGUUAUGUGUUGUUUCAAAGAGUCUGUUAUAUGUAGUUACAUUUGUCGGGGGUUGUGCUGUUAUAAAAUAGAUUGUUAUUAGUGCCCUAUCUGAUGUCUGCGAAUUUGU